GUCGGACAAAAUCUCGUCCAGGUCGGGCAUGAAAACAAGUUCGCCGUCCGCCUGACUCUGUCCCCCGUGCGUGUUUGUGAUGGUGAAACGUCAAAUCAUUGCAAUAUGUGUAUGGUAUGAUAAUGACCCUUGGCAAUUCUCGAACAGUGACGUCGGCGCCGUCCGACACUUACCGCGCGAUUCCUGCCCAAACGGUUCGUUCGUGAUCUCCGCCAGUGGUGCAAGUUACUGAUCUGACAAUUCAAACCGCUGAUAACGUUGAAUUAUACCCAUUUUUAUGAGCAAUGUCAGAACCAAUAACAAAUGCUCAUAAUGGCGACUCAAGAGUCAAGACGAAAAAUACACACUUGGGGAUGGCGCCACUAGCGACAUCUGCAAAUUUCACUCUCUGGUACUUUAGUGAUGAGUGCGAAUUUUCCGUAAUUCUUCACAUCUGCAGCAUUUCUCGUGCUGUUUAGCCUUGAAGUAUUGUGCAAUAUUUUUUCUUUGAUUUUUCCAAGGAGUAGUACCUCGACCUGGCAAAAGAUGUCGGUGGCUCCGUUGCAUACCUACUUCCGUUGGAUCGGUGACGUCAGAGUGAGCCAAUCUCUCCUACAUCGCCUGAUGUGUGUCUGUGACUGUGACAUAAAACGCCAAUAAAAUGCUUAUUAAAGAGUUCCGAGUGACGCUUCCAUUGACAGUGGAAGAGUACCAAGUGGCUCAGCUGUACUCAGUCGCAGAAGCCAGCAAGAACAACACAGGCGGUGGCGAGGGAAUUGAAGUUCUGCGUAACGAACCCUUCGACAACCACCCUCUACUCAAUGGCCAAUACAGCCAUGGGCAGUACACUUACAAGAUUUAUCAUCUAGCAAGUAAAGUGCCAAAAUUCAUCCGGAUGUUGGCACCCAAGGGAUCUCUAGAAGUACACGAGGAGGCGUGGAACGCUUAUCCUUACUGCAGGACAGUGAUUACUAACCCCGGGUAUAUGAAGGAAAACUUUUAUAUAAUCAUUGAGUCAUUGCAUUUGGGUGAUACGGGCGAGCAGGAGAAUGUGCACCAGCUGCCCGAAGAUAGGUUAAAGCAGCGCGAAGUGGUCCACAUUGACAUUGCUCACGACCCUGUUCAAGCGUCAGACUACAAGGGGGAUGAGGACCCUCAAAAGUUCAAGUCGGAAAAGACGGGUCGAGGUCCUCUCGUUAGUAAAACGUGGAAAAAUGAGGUCAAUCCUGUUAUGACUUGUUACAAGCUUGUCACUGCCGAGUUCAAGUGGUUUGGAGUCCAAGGUCGCGUUGAGAAUUUUAUCCAGAAGUCAGAGCGACGACUGUUCACAAAUUUCCAUAGACAAGUGUUCUGUUGGAUGGACCGUUGGUUUGGGCUUACUAUGGAUGAUAUCCGAGCAAUCGAAGACGAAACAAAGAAGGAGUUGGACCAGCAACGCAAUGUGGGCGAAGUUCGAGGAAUGAAGGCUGAAACUGACUAAGCCAACUGCUGUGAAUCCAUCCUUCUCCCCCAAAACCCUCAUUGGCUUGCGCGACCUCGUAGGAACUCGAAUAAAAUUUCUGUUUGCAUGUGCAGCCGCCGCCACCUUGAAACUUAAAACUUGAGAAUAUAGACAACUUGCCCAAUCCAGAAGUAGACGAAUCGCCCUCUUAAACAGAGAUAAAUUAAUGUCGAAAUGAGUGCUUGAACAAGUGCAAGCUACACACAAAAUUUUCUGGUAUGCCGUCGAUUACUUGGAAGAGACGUCUUGUUCCUCGAUUACAUAUUACUAGUCACUGGCUAUUUUCACUUUGAAAUUUUUAGGGAUUGUAAUUGUUUGAGACAGAAUUACAAAGAAAAAAUAUCACAAAACCAAAUCACUACAGUUAAAGAAGUUAGCAAUGUUGCUCAUCUACUCGCAAAAGAAUUUAAAGUAAUUAUUUAUCCCUUGUAAUGAUCAAAAUAUCGAGUGGCUAGAAUUGUGCUUUUUUAUGAUUCCGUUACGGUGUUAUCAAUCGAUAGAUUUAAGAAGUUGAUUAACUAAUUGUUAUCUAUUACGCCUUCUUUGCAUUUUCAUUUUUAUAAAAUGAAAGUUUCCUAACACGGAAGUAAGUGAUUGACAUGUCCGCAGGUGUCAAUUAGUGCAGUGAAAUUAUUUUUUAAUUAAAAAAAAACGUAUUUGUUUGUCACUACACAUAGCGUUUCGAUCGCUCGUAAUCAUUGUUUACGUUCCGCUCUUAUAUAAAUAUACCUUCAGCCAUAAUACAUAACAAUGCAAUCACUUUGGUUUGUUUUAUUUUCUUUCACUGUAUCGUUUUCUUACUUUCACAAAGCCAUAUUAUGAUGCAACUGAUCUCGCCACAGACACAAAAAACAGCUCAUUCUCUGCAUGAUUUUAUUCCGAAAGUGGAAGUAACUAUUUUCUAAUGAAUGCCAAAACGAUUUGAGCAAACAGUGCCAAACAUUGAAAAAUUUGGCGUGGAAUUACUAUUCAAACGAUUUAGUGAAAUGCGUGUAAUUUGUUCCGCGGCACUGUUUUCUUGAUUCCGAAAAUCCAUUCAAGUGCAAAUGAGGAGAGUACGAGUGGAGCUUUAAAGCAUGUUGAUCUUGUCGUUUGUUUCGUGUUGUUAUUAAUUACUGUAUGUCAUGAAAUAGUCAAUUUAGGUGUUGCAAUAAUGAGUCGGCGGUGGUCACAAGAAUUCAUUCUCUGGCCCAAUUAGAGUGACGGAGCAUACUUGUUCUCAAAUUAUAAUCGAGAAAUUUCGUCUCGUUGGGGCGGAUCAUAAUGAAUGGUGAUUGAAUCAUGUAUUAAAAAUAAUAUCAUUGAAUAGAUAAUUCGACUUAUUGCAAAAGAGCCCUGCUCCUUUUAUGCAUGCCUAAUAGGGGCAAUAUGUUAAUUAAUCUCGUUGUUAAAUGUUGAAUUGAAAAACGCGUAUACUCUGCGUAAU
Molecule: messenger RNA, 2906 nt
Organism: Neocloeon triangulifer
Lineage: Eukaryota; Metazoa; Arthropoda; Insecta; Ephemeroptera; Baetidae
Gene: vib
Product: phosphatidylinositol transfer protein alpha isoform
Exons: 10
Coding region: 641-1459 (272 amino acids)
Biological process (GO): phospholipid transport
Cellular component (GO): cytoplasm
Molecular function (GO): phosphatidylinositol binding; phosphatidylcholine binding; phosphatidylinositol transfer activity
Source: RefSeq, a predicted model, not a curated record